Messenger RNA from Agrilus planipennis (emerald ash borer), 2763 nucleotides. It is a transcript of the gene Kal1, whose product is annotated as anosmin-1. Lineage: Eukaryota; Metazoa; Arthropoda; Insecta; Coleoptera; Buprestidae. Gene Ontology annotation, biological process: neuron differentiation. The record is from RefSeq and is a predicted model, not a curated record. Gene Ontology annotation, cellular component: cell surface; extracellular region. Bases 1518 to 2489 code for a protein of 323 amino acids. Gene Ontology annotation, molecular function: peptidase inhibitor activity; protein binding. The transcript has 4 exons.
AAUUGUUUCGACCUACUCGGUCAUUUUCAAGAGUACGAAAAGUAACUAAGUUUAUCAACUUAAGUGUGCGACAUGCUUAGCUAUAUACAUUGGACAAAGUGGGCGUUCUAUUACUACUCGUCUUAAAGAACAUGUUCAAAGUGUAAAAAAACAAAAUGUUACAACGGUAUUAACGGAAUAUUGCAUUACAAAUCAACAUGAUAAAGAUUUAAACGAUGUAAAAUUGUUACAUACGCUAACAAAAAGUAAAACACUUCCACUUUUAAAUAAUCUGGAGAUCAAGAACGCUCUUCAAGCAACAGGAAAAACAUUAGUGAAUUAUCAGAGAGAAUCACUAACCAUUAAUUCACUUUUACUUAUUGAUAAAUUUUAAGUCCCAUGUUAUUUUAUCAUUGUCUCUAUGGGAGCCCCACUCUCCUAUGUUAAGUGUAAAUUUUGAAAAUUUACAUGUUAGUCUUAGUUACUUUUCUGUAUUCUUGAAAAUGACCGAGAAGGUCGAAACAAUUGUCGAGUUGUUUUUUAAUUAUAAUAUUGUUGAAAAAAUCUUGUGUUUUAUUUUAGCAUUCAACCUACGAUAGUCUUAAUUUUAUUUAAAUUUAUUGACGAUAUAAUUUCGGCUGUUAGGAAAUAUUAAAAGUUUAAGUUUGAUAUAUAACAUGCUCCGUAAGACUAGUUUUAAAUAGCACAUUACACAGUGAAUGCACCACAGACAACAUUACUUAAGAAGUUAACGCAUUCAUUUCGGAGAAACGAAAUAUUUUUGUUAAUGAAGAAUCAAAAAAAGCAUUAAAUCAAUUUGACGUCGAAAUUUAAAUAUUGUUAACAUUACGACAAUAAAACAAAAUCAAGUAUAACUUGCACACGAUAGCAAGAGAGUGAAGACCAGUCUUCGGACUCACGCACCGAGGAUUCCAAAGUCUCGAAGAUUUUCCUCGCUUUUUCAGAGUAUGUAUUAAGUUUUCUCCAAAAUCACUCCCCAAGACGUAUAAUUAAUUUUUUUUUGUGAUACAACUACAAAUUUGUUAUUUUCUGAUAUUUCCCUUUACUUGUGGUAUGAGUCAUUGCUUCUUACCUUUCAUGAUUCUGGGUUAAUGGGAAGUACCUACAGGUUUUGAUUUCCUUGCGAGUGUCUUUUGAUUGCGUUGACAUACAAGUUUCAUUUCGUCACAGCUCCAAGGGAUUUCAUAUCUGAAUAUUUGAUUUUAAUUUCAACUUGAUACUUCCACGCAUUCCUGAAAAAAAGGACCCUGACAGGCAGACAAGCGGAAGAACAAGGAAGUGAUCCUAAAAGAGUUCCUUUUUCCCAUUGGAGAUAUGGAACCCUAAAACUGCGACACUCGGUAUCGUAGCACCAGUUUUCCAUCCGUAGAAUAUCUAGAUCAACGGUGGCUGUGUCGGUGCCACCACAACAGUAAGUUGUCCUAAGUGUGCUGUGCCUCUUCAUCAGCUUAAUCAAACAAGCAAACGAGGAGCGAACUAGUGCUGGUCGCGACAAGCCGACGAGGACACGGGUGGCUAUGAUCGCGGUGGUGCUGUUGAUAUGCGCAACCGUCUUCGUCGAGUUUGGUGGAUUCCUGGUGGUUGCUGGGACACCGAGGCAACGGCAAAAGUUUCUGUUGCACUUGCAUGAGCAAUUCGACCCCCUUGUCACUGUAAUAUGCGAAGCUAGAUGUUGGAACACCACCAACAAAAAUAGGUGCGUAAAGGCUUGUUUAAUGAAAGGAGUCGACAAACCAGGAAGUUGUCCAGGGUUGGACUCAACAGGUGGAUCGAGAUUCGCGUUUGCCUGUUUAGAAGCUUGUAACAAAGACAUUCAUUGUCCAGGACUGACCAAAUGCUGCAAUCACAGAUGCGGGAUCACCUGUCAAAUACCGAAAAAUUUAAACAACGUAAAAGAUGUUCCGGAGCUGCCAACAAACUUAAUAGUGCGAGAACAACGCCGAAAAAGAUCGCUCAUGUUAAAAUGGGAACCAGGUGGAUCUCCGCCAGGUAUAGUUCUGUAUUUAGUGGAAGAACGACAUCACAUUGGAAAAUACCUCGUCGAAAAUCGUAUGAGCCAUUGGACUCCUUGCAUACGUACCCCUAAACCGAAAAUAGUAUUGAAAAAGAUUUUAAAACCCGGCCGUUGGUACCAAUUCAGAGUUACAGCAGUCAACAAAAACGGCACCAAGGGUUAUUCAGAGCCGUCCAGGUUCGUUACGUCAUCAGGUAACUUUGUCUUUAGUAAUGCAGUUCCAGGUCCUCGGCCACCAAAGCCGCCCGAAAACAUCACCGUUGAACUUCUGAGCAUCAACAACAGCUCCAUGAACUUUCUGGUGAAGUGGACGCCACCAUAUUCUGAUCUACCGAUACAGAAAUAUAAAGUGUUUUGGAGCAGACGACUCAAAGGCAUCAUAAAUUUGGAUUCCGUUUUGGUACAUCAUAAAACCGUACAAAAGGUAAGUCAAAAGAAUUUUACAUUAUUAUUAACAACAUCCACGAAUUUCUAAACCUACUCAAGGAAAGGUAAGUGAAAUUAAAAUAAGUGGUAGAAAUUCGGCCAUUUGCGUCUUUUUAUCUUUAAUUUAAUAUAUGGUAAAUGUGAAUACUUGUGACAUACACAAUAACUAACUAUAACUGUUUAACUUUUUUUACGACCUGCAUAAGGGAUCACGACCCCCUAAAAACCUUUCAUUUAGGUCAUAUUUAUCAAUGAAGUUAUGUAAUAUAAGACAUUAUCUAUUACUAAAUUACUUAAUGGCUGUUCUCUUUAAACUUACAUUU